UGAUAGGUAAUAAAAAUAGGUUAGUAUUACAUAACCACAAUAAACAAACUUUACAACAAAGCUUAGCAACUAAAAUUAUGUAUCCAAAAUUGAUAGUAAAAUAAUUCACAUAUGGGAUAUAAAUGCCAAUUAGUAGUAGCGCGGCUACUGUUGAAAAGAAGAAAGCAUUUAAAUUACAAAAUCCAGUAAAAAGCAUUGAUCAUAAUGAGCGACAGGCUGAAAAGAAUCUUUUAAAGAUAGGCCCUGCUUUGCCAGGCAAAACCAAACGCAAUUUUUAUGUUAGAUCACAUAGUACUUUAAAUGCAUCUGCUAUUACAAAAAUACAUGAUACUCCAGUCUUUUGUGAAGCAGUUACUUUACGUACACAUUCUGAUGGGUUGUUACACGUAUCACGAGUACAAGAAGAAAAAGAAACCCAUCCUGAUAGGAUUAGUUUAGAUAGACGUGGACUGAACUCAAUUCCAAUUAUUGAUGGAGAGCCCAAGCUCCGCCUGUUAUCUAUGCAACAUAAUUUAGUUACUACUUUAGAGAUGAUUGCAAAACAGUCGUUUCCUACCUUAGUUUUUUUAGAUAUUUAUGACAACCAAUUAGAGCAGAUCCAGUACUUAGAUGAGUUGACAAAUUUGAGGGUUUUGUUAAUGGGAAAAAACAGAAUUAAAAAAAUAGAAGGACUAGAUAAUCUUACAAAUGUAGAAGUUCUUGAUCUUCAUGGCAACCAAAUAUCCCAAGUUGGCGGUUUAUCAAGUUUAACAAGUUUAAAAGUGCUCAAUUUGGCAGGCAACCAAAUUCGAAUUAUUGGCGUUAAGGAUAUAGAAGGCCUGCAAUCUUUACAAGAAUUAAAUUUGAGAAGAAAUAGGCUAAAGAAAUUGCUUGGAUUUGCCGAAGUCCCUAAUUUAGUUAAAUUAUUUCUUAGCAAUAAUGAUUUGCAAUGUGUAGAAGACAUAAGCAGUUUAGCCAAAUCUUCAAAUAUUAAAGAAAUAUCAAUAGACAAUAAUCCAGUAUUAUUGGGAGGAGACUGUAUAUCUUUUUUGGUAUCUUAUUUACCUCUACUAAAUAAACUCAAUUCAAUGCAAAUAACUGAACAAGUGCGAAAAGCUGCCAUGGCGUGGAGAAGAAAUAAAGAGGCCUCCAAUUCCACAUUUAUGGAUCUCACUAACGACGUCUCGUUGACAUGUCGACGAGAAGAAGUGAUCUCUAAUGCUAGAACAAAUUGGGAAUUCUUAAGAUCGCAAACAAAAUGUUUAACAAACAAUGGCAAUGUUGUUGAAAAAAGUUUGAAAAACCUCAAGCCAGAUUUAGAUUUUAUUAUGACCCCUUUACGUAAAUCUACAACUACUCCCAUUAGACCUGUUAAAUCAAAAUCCUGUACGAAAGUUCCUGUUUUACCUGAUAAAAAAUUUAAUCUAUUAAGAACCUCUUCUCAAGAAACUGAAAAUUCUCAGAAUACUUCAUCAUCAAACGAAUAUUUUAAAUUACCUCCUAUAUUAGUACCUAUCAUAAACAAAAUGGAAGAAAAAUCUUCAGAUCAAGGAAAACCAGGUAGCCUUACCAGUGUUGGCCCCAAUAUAGACAGCUCUGUCAGUUCAGUGGCUAGUAGUAGUGAAGUUGAUGCUGCUGAAACAACAUGUUCAUGUAUUUCUAAAGAAUCUGAUUCAGAUAAUGAAUCAGAAUGUGAUGUUGAUAUUAUGGCAGAAGAACUAAUGAAGAAAAUUCCGCGAGAUGAUUCUUUAGUAAAAUCUACUGACGUUGAAGAAUGUAGAAUAAAAAAUUGUGGAUCCGCCGAUACUUCAAGCGUUCUAUCUGGAGUAACAACUCUCUCAAAUAUUUCGAACCCGAGUAAUUCUAGUGGAGAGAAUCUGAGCAAGACUUUUACAAGAAAUAUUAGAAGUGCUGUGCACAGUAAAACAAUACCUACUAAAUGUCUUUCUAGAGCAGUUACUGCCAAGACUAAGAAACAGAGCUCUCCCGCUUUGCCAAAAGAUAGAGAACAAGGUGGUGAUUACCUUAUAGAGAUCUGUGGCAGACAUUUAAAUGUUUACGGACAAGGCGCGUUAAGGUUUAUAGACAAAAUUUGGAACGUCAGUAAGGCUCAAGAUGUGACAACAAUAAAAUUUAACUACGUUAACUUCAACAGCGUUAAUGGAGUACUGAGCAAAAUUAAACAUAGAUUCCCUAAUGUCGGACAUUUCGUGUUCAAAGAAACUAAUAUCACUUGCUUGGGGCAAUUAAAUGCCUUGGCUGAAACCCAAGGUCUAACUUCAUUGUAUAUUGACCCAGAAGGAAAUCCAAUUUGUGAGAAGAAAUGGGAAAGUUAUGCAAUUUUUCGAUUGGCGCAUUGGGGAUUAAAGAACAUAAAUGAUAAAGAGAUAACGGAAACCGACGUUAAAGCAGCUAACGAAGAAUAUCAAGGUCUAAGCGAUUUAGUUCUUUGGUCUCUUCCCGACAGUCUUUUACAACCGCUCUUAGUGCGGAUGAGAAUUGACAUAAGCAACAACGCUUUCGAUCAAGAUGCGAAGAAAUGGUUACUUAAUGCAGAUCCAGACUUAAAAAGUGUUAUCAGUAAGGAAGCGCUUCAGUGGAAAAAGCCUUCACUCUCACAGGAAGAAAAUACUAUUAGAUAUAAGGCAAAACAACAAAUUUCUCAUGUACUCGACGAUAUGGCCAAUGCGAUGAAUAAGUUAGUGAUAUUGGACGAACAAUGGCCGAAUAUACUACACAACUUUGUUCAAAAUACCUUACUGGAUUACUCACAGUUAGAUUUAUAUAUGAAGCAAAAAAUGCAAGAAUUGAGUAAGUGAUACACACUGCCAUGUAUUUCGGGGAAACUAGUUAGCUGAUGAAUUUUGUAAUUUAGAACAUAGUCUUACGAUCUUUAUGUUUUAAAAAAGAAGUUAAAAAUAUUCAACAUAGUACAUCAUAUUUUAUUACAUUGCUAAAAACUAAAAUUUGAUUCUGCUAAAAAUACUUAAUAAUACUCAAUACUAAUCAAAUUUUGACUGGUAUCACUCAUAGGACUGUUUUGUCUUUUUUUCGAGCAGAGAUCUGUAUGUUUCCUUGAAGUGAACACUGAUAUCUUUUUUAAAAUCUAAGAUUUUCAGAAGAUAAUAGGUUAGUACACUUUGCUAUGUUGCUAGUUUCGAUUAGUUUUAAGAUGUUUUCAUUCAUGAUGGUCUGGUAAGACCGAAAACGUUCUGGAAUUGUUAAUCCUUUGGUUAAUUUAAAUUUUAUAAUAAGUAUAUACCAUUUAUAUAUUUACAUCAUCUACAUUAUUAUUAUUAUUACAUUACGUAUUAUAUUACCAAUACUCGUAUUUGUGUGGGGAAAUAAAGUCAGAAUUGACAACAAUGACGUGUAUGUCGUUGUUGAAUUUACGUUUUUACUUGCUCUCUUGGUGCAACAAAGUCAGAUUGACAGUUGUGCGUGAUACAUUAGUAUGCAAUGAUAAAAUUAUGAAAUUUUUGGAGAAACAAUGACAUUUCUAAUUUUUGGAGAAACAAUGAGAUUUGCUAAUGUUCUCCCCUUUCAGGAUGCUUUAUGAGGAGAUGUUUAAGAAAAAUCCUAAGAAAAAUGUAUAUGUUAUAGUCUACUUACGUACUUACUCCAUGGCGUUACAACCCUUCAUGGGUUUAGCCGAUUCAAUAACAUGCCCCUACUCUUCUGUCUUGAGCAACCUCUAUCCAAUUUUCCACGCCCAUAGCUUUCAGGUCUCUGUUCUUUGGUCAGAAUGUCUUCUGAGGUGUCCAGCCCAUUGGAGUCUUCUAGACUCUAUUUCUUUUAUUAUGUUGGCGGCUGGGUAAAGUACUUCGAGCAUUUUGUUAGUUCUUAUCCUAUAUAUUGUCCUGCUGCUUCAUCAAGCCCUUUAGCCAAUCUAUUGUUACGCGUAUCUCGACUCUAGGAGGCACGUACUUUAUUGGGUACACAAAGAUUAAAAAACAAUAUUAAAUGAAUUACUUAGUUUCUUUCCUUUGUGGUCACCCCUAAAUUGUGACAUGAUGAUGAAAGUUUCCCAGACGAGUCUGACGGACUUUGUGAGAAACACUAGGGACGUACCGGAAUACGUUUACUGGGAUUGCACUCAAGAUGUAUAUCUCGCUUUAAACCAUUCGCUGCCUAAGAGGAUGGAACUCGGUUAGGAGCCAUUUUGUUGAACGGCACCUAACUGAAGUAACCAUAUCACUCACCAGCGCGUGAACGGCACCUGACUGACAUAACCAUAUCACGCGCUGGCACGUAAUCGGCAGCGAAUGGAUUAAUGUAUCUGGCUGAAAAAGGAAUUGUCCAUUAUGAUGUGAAAGAUCUCCAUUAUGACGUGAUUUAAAUUAGCCAAUUUCUGGACUAUCCUAGAUUUAAAAGAGGUUAAGUCAAGCUUGUCAAAGCUUGAUAAUAACCAAGUUUUUAUCAUUAGCAUAGUGUCCAUUUCACUUUUCAUAUUUUUGUACAAUAAUUAUACACGUUCAAUAUUAUUCAGUAUCUCUGCUCUUUUUAUACUACGUUGGUCUCCGCCUAUUCUCCACAAAAUUCUUUGAAAAUAAAAUUACUCAAAUAUUUGAACACAAGUCGCAAUUACAACGCUACUGAAUAUUGAAUUUAUUUGAUGCGUGGCUUCCGAAGCGAGUUGAAAUUUCUGAGCCGCGCUUCCCUGAAUGGGAAUCGAAACGUCAAAUAACAAAUGAAUUUUCGUUAAAAUAAAUUGUGGAUUAAUCCCAGAUAAACAUAAUAUUUAAUGUUUAAUUUAAGUUUUUAGAAAAUGUUUGCUCAUUUCUACGACCUACUGAUACAAAAAGUUCAUCAUCAAUAAUCUUCAGCUAAAUAUGUCUCCUUGAUGUAUGUUUAAUAUAUUAUGUACCUUAUUAUAUUUAGAAUUAAGCACUUUUGCACAGUUACUUAUUUUGAUAAAAAACUAUGUAUUCGUUUUGUUGUUAAUUUGUUAUUUGAGAAGUACAUUUUUAAAAAAGA
Molecule: messenger RNA, 4956 nt
Organism: Diabrotica virgifera virgifera (western corn rootworm)
Lineage: Eukaryota; Metazoa; Arthropoda; Insecta; Coleoptera; Chrysomelidae
Product: leucine-rich repeat-containing protein 49
Exons: 8
Coding region: 123-2798 (891 amino acids)
Molecular function (GO): protein binding
Source: RefSeq, a predicted model, not a curated record